AUGGGAACAAGUAGAUCCAACAGGUACAGCAUUGUAUCAGACAUUCUACCAGAGGCGGAACGCCAGAAGAUCUCUAGUUUAGGACUCCCCAACGGCCACAGUUCCCCCAACUUCCGACUGCACUCCGCCUGCAAAAUAGAGACAGAAGACAGACUGAGGAGGUUGGGAGCCUUCGCUGCUGUGCCCAGCACGAGGGGACAAGGAGGGAUGAACAACUACAACGGGAAGAUUCUGACAAGGGGCUCCAACCAGGUACGGAGCCGGUUUGUAAAGAAAAAUGGACAAUGUAAUGUUGUAUUCACCAACAUGGAAGAAAAGAGGCAGCGCUACCUAGCUGACAUCUUCACCACCUGCGUGGACAUCCGCUGGAGAUACCUGCUGCUUAUAUUCUGCACCAGCUUCAUGGUUUCCUGGCUUUUCUUUGGCAUUAUCUUUUACACUGUGUCCCUGGCACAUGGGGACUUUGAGGAACACUCCCCACCACAAAAGAUGCCCUGCAUACUUCAUGUCCAGGGAUUUGUUGGGGCACUCCUGUUCUCCAUGGAAACCCAGACCACUAUUGGUUACGGCUGGCGCUGUGUUACUGAGGAAUGCCCUGUCGCUGUGAUAACAGUGGUGAUCCAGUCCAUUGUAGGUUGUAUCAUUGACUCUUUCAUGAUUGGCACCAUCAUGGCCAAGAUGGCGCGGCCAAAGAAGAGGAACCAGACCCUCAUGUUCUCCAAAAAUGCUGUCAUCGCCCUGCGCGAUGGCAAGCUGUGCCUCAUGUGGAGGGUGGGCAACCUGCGGAAGAGCCACAUUGUAGAGGCUCAUGUCCGUGCCCAGCUCAUUCGGUCAUACGUCACGGCUGAGGGUGAGUUUAUCCCCAAGGAACAGAUGGACCUCAAUGUGGGCUAUGAUGAGGGCACAGACAGGCUGUUUCUAGUAUCCCCGCUGGUUAUAGUCCAUGAGAUAGAUAAAGAUAGCCCCUUGUAUACUUUAAGCAGAUCUGAUCUGGAGACAGAUGACUUUGAGAUUGUUGUGAUCCUGGAGGGGAUGGUGGAGGCCACGGCCAUGACCACCCAAUUCCGUAGCUCCUACCUUGCCAGAGAGAUCUUCUGGGGUCACAGGUUUGAGCCUGUGAUCUAUGAGGACAGGGACCGCUACAAAGUAGACUAUGCCCGCUUCCACAAUACCUAUGAGGUGCCAUCAACACCUCACCUGAGCGCCAAAGAGCUUGAUGCGGCUGCAAGCCGGGCCUCUUCUGCUGCUUCUCCUGUCUCUGCAUGUAGAUCCACACAAGACUUGAUUCCCAGGUCACUGAGCGCCUUCUGUUACGAGAACGAGGUAGCAUUGAGCUGUGGGGAGGAAGAGGACGACAUCUUUGACUCCUCUCAGAUUGUAGGGAAGGAGAGGGCAGAGGAGAGGAGGACUUCAGUUUCUGUAGACUUCCAAAAUAUGUUCCAGGACACUGCAACCAUGACAUCAGGCAGUCACAGCGUCAUGUGUGUUCUGGACAUGGACAAUAACCAGAUGGAAUUUGACAUCCUACAGACUGCCAUUCCUCUUGAUCCUGUGACCUAUAAGAGCGAGCAAGACAUCUAG
Molecule: messenger RNA, 1581 nt
Organism: Xiphias gladius (swordfish)
Lineage: Eukaryota; Metazoa; Chordata; Actinopteri; Istiophoriformes; Xiphiidae
Product: ATP-sensitive inward rectifier potassium channel 12-like
Exons: 3
Coding region: 1-1581 (526 amino acids)
Biological process (GO): regulation of monoatomic ion transmembrane transport; potassium ion import across plasma membrane
Cellular component (GO): plasma membrane
Molecular function (GO): inward rectifier potassium channel activity
Source: RefSeq, a predicted model, not a curated record